GCACGGAAGGUCCCCCUUCCUCCUCUCGAACACUCCCCCCCCCCCCCAACCCACCCACCCACACACCCCUCCCUCCCUCUCUCUACAGGGGAGUGGCGCCGCGCCGGCCGACAAGCUGGUCUGAACAUCGUUAAGUACAGUAUGUCGGAGAAACCAUCUGAUGCUGCAACCGGUGAUGUGAGGCCUGAAGGAAUUGUUUCUGAUGAGAAAGUGGAAGGUUCUGACCAGAAUGAAAGAGAUGGUAUGCCUUCGCCACAACAAGAGGAAGCAGCGAUCAAGAAAAAGUACGGAGGAAUAAUGCCCAGAAAGACACCACUUAUUUCCAAGGACCAUGAGCGAGCAUACUUUGAUUCUGCUGAUUGGGCUUUGGGCAAGCAAGGAGGAAAUCCUCAAAAACCUAAAGGACCGCUCGAAGCACUUCGACCAAAAUUACAGCCUACUCAACAACAAACUCGUUCACGUCGAUUUCUUGGUGGAUAUGCUGAUAACGAAGAGAGUGUCAAUUCGCCUACUGAGGAUGUCAAUUCACCUACUGAGGAUGCAGGCCAGAACCAGGAUAACACUGAAGGCAAGGACAAGGAAUGAUGGGCGGUUCCAAGUUUUGUCUACGAUUUUCUGCUUAAAGCAAUAAGCACUCGGGUGCAUGUAAUGAUCAUGCCCCCGUGAGGUCGAGCUGAAUUUCGAAUUGUCAAAUGCCGUAUCUACUGUGUUAUGUUGUUUCAUUUAUGACGCCUAUCGCAAAUCACAAUUUGGGAUGGAAUCGAGGCGAUUCGUGGAUCGCGAUGCUGUGUUACCGUUUGAGCAAACAAAAUGAAGCAUGAGAAUACUGAAUACGAGACUGUUGUGGCGACAGUAUGAUCUUGUCUGAAACGAGUUGAAUUAAGCAGACAUUUUUCGUGUCC
Messenger RNA from Panicum hallii, 902 nucleotides. RefSeq lists its product as uncharacterized. Bases 142 to 585 code for a protein of 147 amino acids. Gene Ontology annotation, cellular component: cytoplasm. Gene Ontology annotation, molecular function: protein phosphatase inhibitor activity. The record is from RefSeq and is a predicted model, not a curated record. The transcript is spliced from 7 exons. Lineage: Eukaryota; Viridiplantae; Streptophyta; Magnoliopsida; Poales; Poaceae.